Anthostomella pinea is the source of this 1398-nucleotide messenger RNA. Lineage: Eukaryota; Fungi; Ascomycota; Sordariomycetes; Xylariales; Xylariaceae. The record is from the annotation of a GenBank genome assembly.
AUGGCGACCUCGCGCAAAACCACAAAAGUCAUCGUCAUCGGCGGCGGCGGCACCAUCGGCUCCUCGACCGCACUGCACCUCAUCCGGUCGGGGUACACGCCAUCCAACAUCACCGUGCUCGACACAUACCCGAUCCCGUCCGCACAGUCCGCCGGCAAUGACCUGAACAAGAUCAUGGGAGUCCGACUGCGGAACAAAGUUGACCUGCAGCUCAGCUUGGAGGCGCGGGACAUGUGGAAGAACGACGAUUUGUUCAAGCCCUUCUUCCACAACAACGGGAGAGUGAGUGUGGUUCCGCCUCCUUUCGUUGUGCGCGAAGUGGAAGUCUUGGAAGUUGGCGCUAACGUGGACCAGCUCGACUGUGAGAGUUCGCCGGAAGGCAUUGCCGCACUGCGGAAACAGUACCAAUCGCUGGUCGAUGCUGGUGUUGGGCUGGAAAAGACGACUGAGUGGCUGGAUUCUGAAGACGAGAUUCUAGCGAGAGUGCCGCUGUUAGAACGGGAUCAGAUCAAGGGCUGGAAGGCUAUAUGGAGCAAAGAUGGAGGCUGGCUCGCGGCGGCAAAAGCGAUCAAUGCGAUUGGGGAGACGCUUCGAGAUCAAGGGGUCACAUUCGGCUUCGGCAGUGCUGGAUCAUUCAAGAAACCCCUUUUCGCGAAAGAUGGGACGACAUGCAUCGGUGUCGAGACGGUAGACGGCACCAAGUACUACGGCGAUAAGGUUGUCCUGGCCGCUGGCGCAUGGAGUCCUGCACUCGUCGAUUUGGAGGAUCAAUGCUGUUCAAAGGCUUGGGUGUAUGCCCACAUGCAGCUGACACCCAAGGAGGCGGCUGAAUAUAAGGACUGCCCUGUGGUGUACAAUGGCGAUCUGGGCUUUUUCUUCGAGCCAAACGAACACGGUAUCAUAAAAGUCUGCGACGAAUUUCCAGGGCUCUCCCGCUUCAAGCAACACCAGCCCUACGGCGCCGCCUCUCCCAAGCCGGUCUCAGUCCCCCGAUCCCACGCCAAACACCCUACAGACACGUACCCAAACGCGUCCGAGCAGACCAUCCGCAAGGCGAUCGCGGCUUUCCUCCCGCGGUUCAAGGAGAAGGAGCUGUUCAACCGCGCCAUGUGCUGGUGCACCGACACGGCGGACGCGGCGCUGCUGGUCUGCGAGCACCCCCGGUGGAAGAACUUCAUCCUGGCCACGGGGGACAGCGGACAUUCCUUUAAGGUUCUGCCGAAUAUCGGCAAGCAUGUCGUCGAAUUGAUCGAGGGCAACCUGGCUGACGACCUGGCCUAUGCAUGGAGAUGGCGGCCGGGCGGUGAUGCGCUCAAGUCUAGGCGCGCGGCGCCGGCGAAGGAUCUUGCGGAUAUGUCUGGGUGGAAGCACGACCGUGCUGAUAAUGCUCGACUAUGA